Salarias fasciatus (jewelled blenny) is the source of this 16424-nucleotide messenger RNA. RefSeq names its product ATP-binding cassette, sub-family A (ABC1), member 12 (gene abca12). NCBI's taxonomy places the organism in Eukaryota, Metazoa, Chordata, Actinopteri, Blenniiformes, Blenniidae. Gene Ontology annotation, cellular component: membrane; intracellular membrane-bounded organelle. The transcript is spliced from 86 exons. Gene Ontology annotation, biological process: transmembrane transport; lipid transport. Gene Ontology annotation, molecular function: apolipoprotein A-I receptor binding; lipid carrier activity; ABC-type transporter activity. The record is from RefSeq and is a predicted model, not a curated record. Bases 195 to 16241 code for a protein of 5348 amino acids.
GUGCCACUAUUCACGGUUCGGCAAGUUGCAGGGCUUUUGCGUUUGGUUUUCUGGAUUUUGUUUACUCGUACUUGAACUGCCGACUGAUGGGAAAGGCGUCCUGUUAGCAGCGCCAUGCGUUUCUCCACGAGCCUGCCAGCGACAGACAGAUAGCGACAAGUUACAGCAACAUCCUCCAGCAGCCUCCUCCACUCAUGGCCUUCUUCGGACAGCUGAGGCUUCUCCUCUGGAAGAAUGCACUGGGAAUCAUCAGGCAGCCGGUGUGGUCACUCACUCUGAUCAUCUGGCCAUUGAUUAUCUUCAUCAUCGUCGCUGUGACGCGCAACCAGUUCCCUCCCAUCUUGAGAGACACAUGCUAUGUGGGACCCCGUAAUCUCCCGAGUGCGGGCUUUUUCCCGUUCCUGCAGACUCUCAUGUGCAACACGGACAGCAGUUGCCAUAAUAAAUCUCGCCUGGCGGACCAAACGAUAUCAAGGUCAUCAGGGAAUGCAAGGUCACAGAAAAACUCACCACUGGUGAAUCUGAUGCAAGAGGGAGACUUUCUGAAGCUGGCUUACCCUGUUGAGGCCAGACGCGAUACUGAAGAGCUCAUCAGGCUCUUGGAAAAUAUUUUGGGAUCACCUAACCAAGGAAGGGCUAACGAAACUUCUAACAACAGAAACACCACUGUUGGGAUAAAUUAUGAGUCCUUGGCGUACGUGCAGGACACGGUGAACCUGCUGAAGAGAGCCGUCUGCACUCUGGUUCUGCCCAGGAUCAACACAACCUCACCCGAUGUCCUCACCGACGCCGCGGUUCAGUUCUGCACGACCAACGACACCCUGUUCGAAGUGUCUCUCUACACGCUCAACCAGGUCCUGACGGACCAGGUGCUGACAGAACCGGAUGAGAUGUUGUCGGCGGCUGGGGUGGCAGUAAUGCUGUUCAGUCAGCUGCAGAAUGAGAGUGUGUUGUGGGAGAGCCUCCUCGCCUUUCCCCAGAUGUUCUCCUCUGGUUCAGAGGCAGACCUGCUGAGCAGCACUGACGCCCUUCUCACGCACAUCCAGAGUGCACUGCGAGUCAUUGAGAAGAAUUUCCCUCAAGCUGCCGCCCCGCUCUCGAUGGCUCAUCCGCUGCUCGCCGCAGGCAUCAACCUCAUCCGCUAUGUUCAGCACUGGCCUGGCAGAGCUGUUUCCAUCACCCUUGGAGAUGUUGUGACUCUGAACAACGACACACUGAGUGAAAUCCUGCAGCAAGUUCUGCAGGGCAUUGAGAUACCCCUGGACAAGGCUAUUCCCCUGACAUUGGACAAAGCCAUGGUGCAGUCUUAUUUAUGUGAAAACAGCAGUAACCCGAUAUGGCUCACGGCAGCGUGCAGAACAGGCACCGUGGACAUGCUUCUGAGUAUGGUCAGCCCUGACAAGGUGGCAAAGAAGGCUCUGCUGGCAUGGAGUCGCCAUGUUGCCCCACACGACGUGUCUUUUGCCAAAGGGCUGGUCUACAGUCUCAUCAAAGAUUUGUCUCCUGGAGAACCAGAAGGCUCCACCAUCACGAGGACCCGGCGCAGCACAGACGCACAGCCAGAAAAUAUUGAGGAAGAGCUGUUUUUGAACGUCGGUCACAUUGUGCUCAACUUGGUAAAUGCUUUGCCAGAAGUGGAUGUGGUUGUGCAAAGCAUCCUGAGGAGUGGCUUUCAGUCCAUGAAGUCAGUGACGUUGGCGUUAAACACUGUUGAAGAACUCUUGAGCAGUUUCCUGGCCGAUGCUAACAAUCUGCAGCAGACCGUUGAUAUGCUGCUGACGAAUCAGUCUGACUCAAGCAUUUGGUUUGACCGGGUUCUGGACAGUGUGAUGAAAGCAAUUGUGAAGGGAAUGUCAUCAGAGUCUGUGACAUGCAAAGAGGUUUUGGGUCUCUUCGAGUGGCUCCUCCCCACUGAGACGGUUGAGAUUGAAGUGUGGCGAGCAAUGAUCUGCCAAAACAGCUCCAGACUGGAACAAGUCCUGUUGAUGGACUGGAAACCUCUGCUUACACAAGUAGUGGAGUUGUACAGCACUUUGAAAGGUGAAGCAAACUUCACUGUUCCACUUCCCAUGAUCCUCUCCGAGUGGCAUCAGUUGUAUAACAGCAGCAUGCGGUUUGGGAACAUUUUGUACCAACUUCCUGAAAGACUGGAUGAGGAAUACUGGAUGAACUGGAUGCCUGAAAAUAACACUCAUGACAUUGGUGAAACCCUUCAGAAGAGCGUCUCCCUCUUUUUGGUAAAUCUUGGAGAAAAUAUUGAGAGGAGUCAUCUGUGGCCUGAGGUAAAGGACUAUUUCCAUAUGGCUUACUGGAUUUUGAACUACAGGCCUGAAGUCACAACUGAGCCAGCAAACUGCUCUGCCAGUGCCAAUCUCACCAUUCACUGCGAUACCGGUUUCAGAUGGCCAGUCUUUGUUCAAGCAGUGACUCAGGCACUAAUGGCACAGAGCCCAGGUGUCCUGGUGAACAGCCUCAAAGGAGCUGUGAAUCUGCUGCAGCACGUGUAUGGCAACACCUAUAAGGGAUUGGCAUCCUUGUUUCUUAAACAGGAAAUCGAAGGCGGAGAUGCCCUCUCCGCGUAUCUGAUUAACUUGAUCAAUGAGCUGAAUGAGUUUGUCCAGAAGAUCUCCACUCUCUCGGAUGAAAACAUCAAUGAUCCCAGCGUGAUGGGUCCACUCGUCAGUAACCUGUUCGAGUCCACAGGCCUGGGUCCACUUCUACCUGUGAUCCUCAGCGACGAUCCAGUAAAUGUCAGCACAGUUCUUCAUGUCGCCUCGCAGCUUGGCAGACACAACCAGCACAUUUUUACCUUCAAUGAGUCAGAUCCAACAAUGCCUGAUCUGCAAUCACUGAUAGUAGAGUUCCUCUCAGUGGGGGGUAACCUCACAAUCCCUCUCUCUCACAUCAUGGGAAACUCUCUGCUGACCUAUGUUGGAGACAUACAUCCUGAUAAACUUGCCCAUGUCAAAGCGGCGCUUCAGCCUUUUACCAACCAGACGUCAGCAGGUCUCGUGGAAACCAUCCUCAGUGCCACAGAGUUGCUGAACACAUUGGUUUCUCCCAAUACCAAUGUAGCUGACGCCAUUCUUCUCUACCUUCAGGAAAUUCAAAAAUUUAUAAUUUCUCUGUUCAGAAUGCAAAAGAUCGAUCAACUUCUGUCACCAAAUGGGCAGCUCAGCAUGGCUCAAGUCACAGAUCUCAGCCUGUCAGUCAUGGACUUCCUCCACCUCUUCACCCCUGAGGGCAUACACAACCUCACUCAGAUGGGACCAGAUGCUGCACAGGACACUGUCAUCAUGAAGUUUGUUGCAGUCUUGCCACCAGAGGUCCAAGAAAAUGCUACUUACUUUCUUCAGAAUUUGAAAAAAUUGCAGCAUCAAGCUGCAAAUUGUCCAUCAGGCCAAAACUGCUUGGUUGGAAUUUCAGAAAUCUUCACCUUCCUGGAUCAGGUGUUAGAUAUGAUCAUCUCAGGGAAUGGGAAUGACAGCAUUGAAGUGGCUAAACUCAGUUUGGUGAUGACUAGUGAAGAAGAUCAGGAGAUAGCGUCCACUGUUUUGUCAUUCCUCUUGCCGCCAAACGCCGUUCCUUCGGUUGUGUCAUUCAAAGAAGUUGUGAAUUUCAUCAGAUUGGCCAUAGCUGCACCAAAUAUUACUGUGACGAGUCUCCAGAAUGCCCUGAUUCAGUCAGGUCUGACUUUCCAGGAACUACAAAUGUUUGCUGAGCUAGCUGGAGGUACCGACAUAGGAGAGCUGUUGGUAACCAUGUUGGAACUUGUCAACGUCCAGCAGUGUUUCCAGCCCCAGGAUGACCCGAUGGUGACGGUUCAUUGCGUGACAGAACUGGUGAACAGGCUCAGUGGGUUUUUGAUGCAAGUGCCCUCGCUCCAUGAUAACAGGGCCGUCCUUUCCUUAAUCCCACAAAUUGUCAACAGGACGAUCAGUGACACCAUCCAAGCUAACUUCAGUUCGAGCCCAGACAGGAUUCUCGUGCAGGCCCUGAACAGCACCCUGUCCAACAUCAAGACCGUCCUGCAUCAGAACCAGCUCAACUCUCCCGAGAUCAUGAGAGAAAUCAGGGUGGUGGAGGGCCUCAUACGCUUCAUUGCCAGCAUCGAUCCUAACGAAUUGUUUAACGCCACCUUGAUGAAUGAUCCCGUGCGAGCUCAGACUGUUUAUCUACAGCUUGUGGGGUGGUACUUGCAAAAACUGGAAACCAUCACCAGGAACAGUUCAGCCUCAGAGUUCCUUCAGCCCUUCUUCCAAGUAGCGCAGAUGCAGGUGACCAUACAGCUGGCACAGACCAACUUAUCCAUGUUUAUCAGCAACAGGAUUGAGAACUUGAUGAACAAUCUACAGCGUCCAGUAGACGGUGCGGGACUGAAGAUGAUUGGCUUGACAUCUGUCGAAAUUCUUGAUCGUCUUUGGGAUUCAAUCAAGAUGAAUCUAGAAUAUCAGAAUAUGAUUCAAGACUAUCAGUUGUUCAAUGAAUCCGUUCUUUAUUCAACUGAACAGCAAAUCAAACUCUAUCUCGGAUUCAUUCAGGAGUGGAUGAAACAGCCCAGUGUCCCGCUGGUGCUCACAAACAUGCUGCAAUGGGGAAACUCCUCCGUCCUCGUGUCUGAACGUCUGACAGACAUCCGAGACUUGAUGCAAACGCUGCCUGCGUUUCUCAGUGGUGACCAGCAGGCUUACCUCUCCGUAAUUAACAAUAUCACACGGUCCCUUAAUGAAGCCAUAAUGUUGGCUGAAUCAGGCGGUCUGCAAAGUGAAGCCUUCACAGCGGCCAUCUUAAAAGCAGUCCAGACCACCAUGCACCUGGCGACCACAGCCACGGGACCCCUGCCACAUGCCGUACAAGAGAACAUCCUGGAAAUUGUGCGAGACUCACUGAGUCUGAUUGUCCAUCCAAACAUGAGCUUCGCUUCAUCGCGCAACAUUUCCCUGCGCAUCCUCAAGAGAGCAGAACACAUCGUUACAGAUAUAAUCCCACAAGAGGCCGCAGGAUUCCCGCUUGCAAUAAUCAAAGUGAUAACCACAUACUUCAGGACCAUCUCUGAGGGGGGAGGACCGGACAAGUGGAAUGAACUGAUUUUAAAUGAGAUGAAAACGAUCCAAAGCCUCCUGCCACCAAACAGCACGGCCCAGUAUUACAUCUCUGAACUCAUUAACAUCACUAACUUCGUCUUGGAAUCUGGCCAAGGAAACAUGAGUCUCUGGGCAGCUUUUGAAAAUGCAGCAGAGGGAAAUGUGUCGGGAAUGAUGAGUCAGGCCUUGUCAUCUGCUGUCUUGGAAAUCAUCCGAACUGCUCUGGACCUCCUGAACACACAGACGGGACUGCUGCCACACCCUGUACAAGAGAACAUCCUGGAAAUUGUGCAAGAUUCACUGAGUCUGAUUCUCCAUCCAAACAUGAGCUUCACUUCAUCGCGCAACAUUUCCCUGCACAUCCUCAAGAGAGCAGAACACAUCGUUACAGAUGUAAUCCCACAAGAGGCCGCAGGAUUCCCGCUUGCAAUAAUCAAAGUGAUAACCACAUACUUCAGGACCAUCUCUGGUGGGGGAGGACCGGACAAGUGGAAUGAACUGAUUUUAAAUGAGAUGAAUACGAUCCAAAGCCUCCUGCCACCAAACAGCACGGCCCAGUAUUACAUCUCUGAACUCAUUAACAUCACUAACUUCAUCUUGGAAUCUGGCCAAGGAAACAUGAGUCUCUGGGCAGCUUUUGAAAAUGCAGCAGAGGGAAAUGUGUCGGGAAUGAUGAGUCAGGCCUUGUCAUCCGCUAUCUUGGAAAUCAUCCGAACUGCUCUGGACCUCCUGAACACACAGACGGGACUGCUGCCACACCCUGUACAAGAGAACAUCCUGGAAAUUGUGCGAGAUUCACUGAGUCUGAUUGUCCAUCCAAACAUGAGCUUUGCUUCAUCUCGCAACGUUUCCCUGCACAUCCUCAAGAGAGCAGAACACAUCGUUACAGAUGUAAUCCCACAAGAGGCCGCAGGAUUCCCGCUUGCAAUAAUCAAAGUGAUAAACACAUACUUCAGGACCAUCUCUGGUGGGGGAGGACCGGACAAGUGGAAUGAACUGAUUGUCAAUGAGAUGAAGGUAGUCCUGAGCUUCCUGCCGCCAAACAGCACUGAACAUUAUUACAUCUCCACCCUCAUUAACGCCACUGAGUACAUCUUGGCGUCUGGUGACGGAAACUCCAGUUUCUGGGCAAAUUUUCAAAAUACAUCUGAAGGAGGUUGGAUUGAGAUGAUUCGCCAGAUCGUAAUGGUGGCUGAAAAUACAGGUGAUCCUCAAAGUGACGCCUUCUCAGCUGCCAUCUUGGAAAUUGGGCGCACUUUCAUGGACCUCCUGUCUCCGACCCUGGGGAGCCUGCCGCGUCCGGUGCAGCAGAGCAUCCUGGAAAUUGUGCGAGAUUCACUGAGUCUGACUCUCCAUCCAAACAUGAGCUUCGCUUUGUCACGUCACAUUUCCCUCCGCAUCCUGACGAGAGUCGAGAAGGUCGUUUCACACGUAAUACCGGAAGGAGCAGCAGGAUACCUGAUUCCUCUCAUCAAAGCGACAACCACAUAUUUUGAGACCAUCUCUGAGGGGGGAGGACCGGACAAUUGGAAUGAACUGAUUGUCAAUGAGAUGAAGGUAGUCCUGAGCUUCCUGCCGCCAAACAGCACUGAACAUUAUUACAUCUCCACCCUCAUUAACGCCACUGAGUACAUCUUGGCGUCUGGUGACGGAAACUCCAGUCUCUGGGCAACUUUUCAAAAUACAUCUGAAGGAGGUUGGAUUGAGAUGAUUCGCCAGAUCGUAAUGGUGGCUGAAAAUACAGGUGAUCCUCAAAGUGACGCCUUCUCAGCUGCCAUCUUGGAAAUUGGGCGCACUUUCAUGGACCUCCUGUCUCCGACCCUGGGGAGCCUGCCGCGUCCGGUGCAGCAGAGCAUCCUGGAAAUUGUGCGAGAUUCACUGAGUCUGACUCUCCAUCCAAACAUGAGCUUCGCUUCGUCACGUCACAUUUCCCUCCGCAUCCUGACGAGAGUCGAGAAGGUCGUUUCACACGUAAUACCGGAAGGAGCAGCAGGAUACCUGAUUCCUCUCAUCAAAGCGACAACCACAUAUUUUGAGACCAUCUCUGAGGGGGGAGGACCGGACAAUUGGAAUGAACUGAUUGUCAAUGAGAUGAAGGUCGUCCUGAGCUUCCUGCCGCCAAACAGCACUGAACAUUAUUACAUCUCCACCCUCAUUAACGCCACUGAGUACAUCUUGGCGUCUGGUGACGGAAACUCCAGUCUCUGGGCAAAUUUUCAAAAUACUUCUGAAGGAGGUUGGAUUGAGAUGAUUCGCCAGAUCGUAAUGGUGGCUGAAAAUACAGGUGAUCCUCAAAGUGACGCCUCCUCAGCUGCCAUCUUGGAAAUUGGGCGCACUUUCAUGGACCUCCUGUCUCCGACCCUGGGGAGCCUGCCGCGUCCGGUGCAGCAGAACAUCCUGGAAGUUGUGCGAGACUCACUGAGUCUGACUCUCCAUCCAAACAUGAGCUUCGCUUCGUCACGUCACAUUUCUCUGCGCAUCCUGAAGAGAGCAGAGAGCAUUGUUACACAAAUUAUACCAGAAGAGGCUGCGGGAUAUGUGCUUUCUGUCAUCAAAGUUGCAACCACAUAUUUUGAGACCAUCUCUGAGGGGGGAGGACCGGACAAAUGGAAUGAACUGAUUUUAAAUGAGAUGAUGACAGUCCAAAGCCUCCUGCCACCAAACAGCGCGGCCCAGUAUUACGUCUCCGUCAUCAUUAACGUCACUAACUUCAUCCUGGAGUCCGACCAAGGAAACGCAAGCCUCUGGACAAGUUUGCAGAAUGCAUCAGAGGAGAAUUUGCCAGAAGUUAUGGGACAGAUUGGAAAACUCUUUGGCAUGAUUUGGCCACUGGUAACAGGAGGCACAGGCUCACAUUCAACUGCUGCACCUCUGGAGGCUUUUCAUCAUCUGGCUGAGGUCCUGGAGCAGAUGAUGACAGGGAGGGCUGACAAAGACACCUGGGACAGAUUCGCGCAGAUGCUGGAGUCUUUAUUGUGGCUCCUCGAAGACACAGACCUGUGGGACAAUGUCCCGUCUGUGAUCCCAAUGAUGGAGAAGAUCAUAAAAAAUGUUGUGAAGACAAUGGACGCAGAAAAUGAGAUGCUUACAAGCCUUGAGCUGCCGCUGGUUACCCUGAUAGGAGAACUGACUCAGUCCUUGAACAGCAGCGAUUUCGACGACUCUCUGGUUAUGGAGAGAAUGAUUGAUGCCAUCGACAACACAGUGAAAGCUGCUCAGCAGGCGAAUGGCACACUGGAGUGCAGUCAGGCUCUCGUGAUGUGGGAGCCAGUGAGAGAGGCAGCGGGGCUGAGCAAAGCGAGUUUGGCCUUGUGGUGCGAGCUCAGACUGAAGCCUGUUUUGGAAGCUCAUGCUGCAGCCCAGACUGUCUACUCCCACCUGAACAUGAGUCACGUGGAAGAGGGGCCAAUCAGCGUGAGCGCCGCGGCAGACAGGAUUGUGGAGAUUUCACAGUGUGUCUACAAAGUCAACGUUAACCGCACACACGCGAUGGAGCAGCUAUUCAUGACGUUGUACAACCAGAUCUCCUCAUUGGCAGACAUUACUCCGAGCCCCGAGGAAGAGCAGGAGUUCUACAACCAGUUCCAGAACAUGCAGUUGCAGGACAGUUUGCACUUCAUUUCCGAGCUCCUUGACGAGCUGGUUGUCCUGGAGCCCUCUUUAAAGCCCUACACUGACUGCCUUCUCAGCAGCCUUGGCCACGUUUUGAAAAACAGAACUGUCGCUCAGGGCAGCAGCUCGUUGCAGGAUCGCCUUCAAGAGGCAGCAGUGGGCUUCCUGAGAUGCGCCAACAUCACCUCAUAUGACAUGGCCAUGAUGUGGGGAAAUCUUUCCAGCUUCGAUGAGGCGUCUGUUGCAGAGGCAAUGAGGACAAUUUUAAAACUGAUGGUUGAGAUGAAGAUCUUUGGGGAUGAUCCUGAGGUUUAUCAAAACAUUCAGCAGCUCCUGAAAUCCCCUGAAGCAAACUUGAUGAUAGAUGAAAUUGCUGAAAUGGCCGUCUGGCUGCUCACCACUGAGGCGUCUGGACCGGAUCUCCUACAUGUGGCUCUUGCAAAAAUCUCAGACAUCAUUCGACCUGCCAUGUCUCUCUUGACAAAGACUUCUGAGCCACAAAAUGCGAAACUGAUUGAAGGCCUGGUUGAAAACGCCUUGGCCAUGCUUCAUCGGCUGUUAAGCACGGGCGGUUUUCUGCCCCCCAUGGACCAUCAGCCUGGUGGAUUACUGUCAGGAAUGACCGGCAAUCAUCACCAAAUGAGGGUUAGACAAAGACGCGACGUACAAAUGAAGAUGAUGAGAGAACCCAUGGAUUACUUCCUAGAUCUUUUGUACAUUGACUACCCAACCAUGUUCAAAGCCCUCUCCGUGGUUCCUACACCAGAAGACAUUCUGGAGACGGCUCAUGUGUUUUUUUCCAAUCCGGACCUGAGCGUCGUCGUCAACGGAGUCAUGAAUGACCUGCAGCUGGGAUGGAAUAACACUGCAGAAAGGACUGUCGAUGCCACCCUCGGUGUGCUCUCCUACCUCACUGUUCCUCACCUAUUCGACAGGUCAUCACUGCGUACCUUGGCGAACGCUGUUAAUAUGCUUCCUGUUGGCUUCCCAUUCUCCUCCGCCAUAAAACAGCUCACCAGAGCGCUGGCAAAUGAAUCUCAAGAGAACCUGAUGCUAAUGCCGCGGACCUUCCAAACAAUGGCUGCGCUCCUCCAGAUCAGCCCGUCAGACCCACUUUUCAAAAAGCAGCUUGAGCAGCUGAAUUUCCAGGUGUGUGUCUUGGAGGGUAUGGAGUCUGUGCGCCUGCUGAUGCAGAGCCUCUCCGUGCAGCCCGGCCAGCUCUGCCACAGCAUUCUGCCUGGCCUGCAGACCCUGCUGGAGGGUCUGCUGAUGGACCCCAGCACUCUGUCUGACAUCGUCUUCCAGGCUGUCGUCGGAGACCCCAAGACCUACAAAGUUCAUGCAAACUGGACCUCUGCGUUUACUCAGAGUUUGGAUCUCGACAUGGACAGCCUGCGCUCUCUGAGAGCUAAUGCCACCUCACCAGGAACUGUGACAGUCGGCGAGAUGCUGAGGAAUAAAACCGCGUUUGUCCUGGAUGUUGAGCGCCACAUGAUGUUUGAUCGGAGAACUCUGGACCGGCUGACGGAAACCAAGCUUCCAAACAGUAAUUUAGAGAUCCUGUCGUGGUUCACGAAGCUGCGCUGCAGCAACUCCACGGCAUCGGCGCAAACAGAUGCAGAGUUCCUCCAGACCUUCUGCUCCAUGUCUGUUCUGCAGUGGUACAGAUUCUCAGUGCUGAUGGCUCGCCGCAUCAACUUUGAGAAACUCAUUUACAGGAUGGCAUUGCCUGAAGAGGCGCAGACACUGGUGGGAGCCAUGCUUCAGAUGGCAGAGUUCAUCACAGACAGCAUGACCACGAUCCUCCCUGCCGUCUCUCAGCUGCAGACUUACCUGCGGAGCAUCGAAGAUCUCAACUUGUUAGCCAACAAUGAAUUUCACCAAAUGUCAAGAGGACAGAGAUCGAGCAUUUCCACCCAAGCUACGUUUGUGACCCUCUCCCGAGCUUUAUGCAGCAACGGCAUCCUGGCUCUGUUCGGGAUCUCCCAACUCCCCGUCAAGUCGGAGUCAGAUCCCUCUUCCUUCAACACCCCAGAGAGAGAGGAGAUGAUCGAGAGGUUCAAGCUUCCUCGAAAUGCCACACCAUUCUGCAUGAACAUGUAUCUGGACAUGGUCAAUACCACAGGCGGGGCCAUCGCCUGGGCUUUCCUCAAGCCGAUGCUGAUGGGGCAAAUCCUGUACACACCCGACACACCCACAACCAGGGCUAUCAUGGAGAAGGCCAACGACACCUUGCAGGAGUUUGCAGAUCUCAGGAAACAUUCUCAGGAGUGGCUCCGCUCCUCAAAGUACAUUGUAGACUCUGCCAAAGUGCUGGGCCACACUCUGCCAAUGCUGCAGAAUUCCCUCGGCAAUUCCUUUGUGAAGAAUUUCAUUGAGAUGCAGACAGACAUCAAUGUCGGCAGAAUGAAGGAGACGCUCAGCACCUUCUCUAACAUGACGCUGCUGCUGGAGAAGAACAAACACAUACUGAAACAGAUCAGUGCCCUGUCCACCCUGAUGGUGGACCUCUCGUCCUGCAUCAAAUUCGACCGCUACCGUGGAUAUGAUUCGGCCGACCAGCUGAACGCAGAAGCCCAGGCGCUUGCCAAAAGCCGUGAUCUCUAUGCAAGUGUUAUUUUCAAGCUUCCUAAUGAUGAGGAUGCUUCAAGGGAACGUGAGGCCAGAUCCUCCUCCUCCAACUCCACUCUGCCUCCCAGAGUCAGCUACACCAUCCGCAUGCACAUGGACAACGUCAUGCGCACGGACAGAGUCCGGAACCCGUACUUUGUGAAGGACUCACACAUCUCAUCACGCCUCACGAUGCGCUACAACCGGGGAUUCGUCUACCUGCAGGAAAACAUUGAUCGGGCCAUCAUUGAAAUCCACGCUGGACACAAAGUCACAGAUCUGGCCGUGCAGAUCCAGCCCUUCCCCUAUCCGUGCUAUUUCAGAGAUGCGUACCUGGAGGCCAUCUCUUUUGUCUUCCCUAUCAUGCUGAUGAUCGCCUGGGUUUUGUUUGUGGCUGAUUUUGUGAAAAAACUGGUGCACGAGCGAGAGCUGAGACUACAUGAGUACAUGAAAAUGAUGGGCGUUAACCCGUUCAGCCACUUCUUCGCCUGGUUCCUGGAGUGCACCUUCUAUUUGGUGCUGACCAUCUUCAUCCUCACAAUGCUGCUGAAGUACGGCAAGAUCCUGCCGCACAGUGACGCCUCCCUCAUUUUCGUGUACUUCUGCGACUACGGCUUGAGCAUAAUCGCCUUCAGCUACAUGGUCAGCUCCUUCUUCGACAAAACCUACAUCGCUGGACUGAGCGGGAGCCUCCUUUACAUCCUCUGCUUCUUCCCGUUCAUCGUUGUCAUGGCCAUGGAAACUGGCCUCACGUUUGUCCAGAAGAGCCUGCUGAGCCUGUUUUCCCCGACAUGUUUCAGUUACGCCAGUCAGUACGCCUCUCGAUAUGAAUCUCAAGGAGAAGGAAUUCACUGGAGCAACUCGUACGUCUCGCCCAUCGCUGAAGACACGUCCUCGUUCGGCUGGCUCUGCUGGCUCAUGCUCAUCGACUCCAUCCUCUACUUCAUCAUCGGAGCCUACAUCCGCAUGGUCUUUCCAGGGAAAUAUGGCAUCCCGGCUCCAUGGUACUUCCCUUUCCAGCGCUCCUUCUGGGCUGACCUGUGCUGUUGCUUCCAGUCUCAGAGCAACAAGAGCAAAGGACUCUUCUUUAGCAACAUCAUACAGAGCAACCAGCCCGUCUUCUCAGAUGACAAAGGAAAAAGCCGGAGCGCUCUCACCUCCGAGGCCGCUGAGGACUUUUCCGAUCUCCCGGUGGGCGUUGCUCUGCACGGUCUCACAAAGCUCUAUGGCAACCAAGCAGCCAUUGAAAAUCUCAACGUGUCCUUCUACGAGGGCCACGUGACUUCGCUGCUCGGUCACAACGGAGCCGGCAAGACCACUACCAUGUCCCUCCUGACUGGCCUGUUUGCCCCAAGCUCAGGCACCAUAGAGGUUUAUGGCAGAGACAUGCAGGCAAACAUUGACAAAAUCCGCAAAGAGCUGGGCGUCUGCAUGCAGUACGACGUCCUCUUUGACCACAUGACCACCAAGGAGCACCUGCUGCUGUAUGGCCAGAUCAAGGCGCCACACUGGUCACCCAGAGAACUACGCGAACAAGUCCGCACGAUCCUAGAGGAGACAGGCAUGUACGCUCACAGACACAAGCGGGUGGGCACCCUGUCAGGCGGCAUGAAACGCAAGCUGUCAAUCUCCAUCGCCUUCAUAGGGGGCUCUCGCUUGGUGGUUCUGGAUGAACCCACCACAGGAGUCGAUCCCUGCUCCAGGCGCAGCAUCUGGGACAUUGUUAUCCAACAUAAGAAACACCGCACCAUCAUCAUGUCCACCCAUCACCUCGACGAAGCUGAAGUGCUCAGUGACCGUAUCGCCUUUCUGGAGAGAGGAGGCCUGAAAUGCUGCGGGUCUCCCUUCGACUUGAAAGACAAGCUGGGUCAAGGCUACAAACUCACCCUCACCAAGAAGAUGGAAAAGUCAGAGUCACGGCGCAUUGACGAUGCUGAACUGAAGUCCUUUAUCCAAGCCCAUGUACCUGAGGCACGUCUGAAAGAUACCCAGGGAGGCGACUUGGUCUACUCACUGCCACCUUUCACCUCAUCCAACGCCUCCACGUAUCGCUCCCUCCUGACUGCUCUGGACUCCAACCUGGAUGCCCUACAGCUCGGAGGCUAUGGCAUCUCUGACACCACGCUGGAGGAAGUGUUCCUCCAGUUGACUCACAAUACAGACGGCGAGGACGGUCCCCUGUCUAUCUCGGAGACUGUCUCUGACUCAGCAUCCAUCGACAGCUUUCCUUCAGACCUCAGUGAGAGCAUCCCCAACUUUGGUGACAAGAUCAAACUAACCAGUUCAUCCACAGUGAGUGGUUUGGCCCUGGCCUGGCAGCAGAUGACAGCCAUCCUGAUCAAGAGGUUCCACCACAGCCGCAGAGACUACAAGGGUCUGAUCUCCCAGAUCCUGCUUCCUGUGAUCUUUGUGGUGUUUGCUAUGGGCCUGGGCUCCAUCAAGAAUGACCUGCAACAUUACCCCGAGCUGGAGCUCAGUCCUGGGCUCUACAACCUCGGCCCGAGCUACUCCUUCUUCAGCAACCAAAACCCCAGCUCCAACCGCCUGGUGGACAGAAUGAUGUCCUUCCCAGGGAUCGACAACGCCUGCCUCGACAAGUCUAAUGACAAGGUUUGCAGUCGAAAGACAAACAGCUGGAUUUCCACAGGGAACCGAUCCAAAGCAUUUAGUGUCUGUAAAUGCCCCCACCGGGAACAGAUUUGUGACGCGGACAACUUCCAGCCCCCCCACAGGAGCAUCCCGUCAUCCCAGGUCGUCUACAACCUGAGCGGCAUCAAUGUGGAGACGUAUCUGGUGGCGACGGCCAACGACUUCAUCAGGAACAGAUAUGGAGGCUUUGCUUUUGGCUCGCCGCUUCCGCCUGACUUGCAAAUGGACGUUAAAAUCGUGCCUAAAAACCGCACACUGUCUAAGGUCUUGUACAACCCCGAAGGCCACCACACAAUGCCGGCAUACUUAAACAGCCUCAACAACCUGAUCCUGCGCGCCAAUCUCCCAGCAGACAAGGAUCCACGCAAAUACGCCAUUUCUGUUUCCAGCCACCCCUAUUUUGGCCGGGCUGAUGAUGAAGAUGCAGUUGUCCAGGGAAUGCUGCAGAUCCUCGUGGCUAUGUGUGUGCUGACAGGCUAUUCAAUAAUGACAGCCAGCUUCGCCAUCUAUGAAGUUAAUGAGCACCACAGCGGGUCUAAGAGGCUUCAACACAUCGCUGGCAUCAGUGAGCCCUUCUACUGGACUGUGAAUUUCAUCUAUGACAUGACCAUCUAUAUGAUCCCCGUGACUCUGACCGUCGCCGUGAUUGCCAUCUUCCAGAUUCCAGCGUUUACCUAUCGACAGAAUCUGGCUGCUGUCACACUUCUGCUGGUGCUGUUUGGGUUUUCUACCUUCCCAUGGAUGUACCUGUUAUCGGGUUUCUUCAAGGAUGCAGAAAUGGCCUUCAUCACCUACGUGUGCCUCAACCUCUUCCUCAGCAUCAACACCAUCAUCUCCACCUCGAUCCUCCACUUCAUAAGUCAGAUUUCACAGAAUCACCCUGAGGCGAUCAAGGCCAUCUUCAAGAAGCUGUGCCACGCGUUCCUCAUCUUCCCCCAGUUCAACUUUGGGAACGGGAUGCUGGAGCUGGCCAGGAUGAACAUAAACGUGCAGCUUCUCCUGGGCUAUGGAGUUGAUGCCUAUAAGGAUCCGUUCUCCACUGACGCCCUGGGCUGGAUGUUCAUCUCCGCUUUCAUCCAAGGCCUGUUCUUCUUCAGCCUGCGUCUGCUGCUCAACAAGUCUCUCAUCCGGAAAGUCAGGCACCUCGUUUUGGGCAGAAAGACUGUGCCUCAGGUGGCAUAUGAGGACCAAGACGAAGACGUGGCGACGGAGCACCUGCGGGUGUCCAGCGGAGCCGCCUCCUCGGACAUACUGCAGGUCAACCAGCUCACCAAGGUCUAUCAGCACUUCAAGAGGAAGAUCCCUGCGGUCAAGAGAUUGUCGGUUGGCAUCCCCGCUGGAGAGUGCUUUGGCCUGCUGGGAGUGAACGGAGCAGGAAAAACCACCACUUUCAAAAUGCUGACUGGUGAUGUAAGCCCAACUGAUGGAAGCGCACAGAUCAGGGACUGGGAAGGGCGUCUGGUGGACAUCAUGGAGUGCCGAAACAAGGGAAUUAACAUCGGAUACUGUCCCCAACAAGACGCACUGGACCACCUGCUCACCGGCGAGGAGCAUUUGUACUUUUAUGCUCGCAUCCGCGGCAUUUCAAAGAAACAAAUACGAGGGGUGGUGAACUACCUCCUGAAGAGGCUGGAGCUGAACUUCCACAGAAACAUCAUUACCGACGGCUACAGCUGCGGCACCCGCAGGAAGCUCUCCACUGCGCUGGCUCUCGUCGGCCAUCCUCAAAUCCUGCUGCUGGAUGAACCAAGCUCUGGCAUGGACCCUCGCACCAAACGCCACCUCUGGAAAAUCAUCACUGAAGAAGUGAAAGGAAAAUGUGCCGUGGUUCUCACCUCUCACAGCAUGGAGGAGUGUGAGGCGCUGUGCUCCCGCCUCGCCAUCAUGGUGAAAGGUCAGUUCCAGUGCCUGGGCUCCUUGCAGCACAUUAAGAACAGGUUCGGCAGUGGGUUCACUGUGAAGAUGUACUUGGCCGAGGCGUCCUGUGAUGCAGAGGCAAUCACUGGCUUCAUGCAGGGCAGAUUUCCCAGCACUUAUCUCAAGGACCAGCACUCUGCCAUGGUGGAGUACCAUGUCCCGUUUGCUCCUGGAGGGGUGGCUGACAUCUUCUACCAGCUGGAGUCCAACAAAAAUGCUCUGCGGAUCAAACACUUCUCUGUGAGCCAGACCACGCUGGAUGAGGUUUUCAUCAACUUUGCGAUGGGAAAGAACGGGAUGAAAACCAUAGCGUUUGACAGUGAAGACGAACAAGAUGACCUGGACACGACGAAGGCGGUGCAGACGUAGGACACACUGCUGCAACUUAGCCCACUGUGAGAUGAAAGAAAUGAUCUGCGCAUGGAUAAAAGAAUAAAAGUUUUAAACUUCAAUAUCGCUAUUUAAAAAAAAAAAACCACUAUUAGUGAAUGUGUCAUGACUAAUCAUAUGAAAUGUAAACUAAAUUUGUUUAAAAAAAAAUCAAACAUAAAA